Molecule: messenger RNA, 1610 nt
Organism: Cynara cardunculus var. scolymus (artichoke)
Lineage: Eukaryota; Viridiplantae; Streptophyta; Magnoliopsida; Asterales; Asteraceae
Exons: 2
Coding region: 1-1485 (494 amino acids)
Molecular function (GO): glycosyltransferase activity
Source: RefSeq, a predicted model, not a curated record
AUGACCGCCCUUCACACCACCACCACCACCACCAAACCGGAAAUGCCAUUCCACCAUAAACAUUCCCCACGCGCCACCGCCACCGCCACCACCCGCUUCUUCUCACCAAAACUCUCCGUCUACCUCUGCUCCAUCUGCGUCACCCUUUUCAUCCUCUUUCACAUCAAAAUCCUCCAAACCCCAUUACCAUCUUCCCCCAGUUCUCUAUCCUUCCUCCAUAACUGGCAAGAAAAAUUCACCACCGCCGACGACGCUGACUCCGGUGGUUCAUUAUGCGCUCAGGAUCUCAAAUCCAUGUCCGAUAAGCUCCGAGAAUCCGUCACCUUCCUCCCGUUGAAAGACCUCCGGUACGCCAACGCCGCCCUCGUGGGUCAUACAUGGUUCAUGAGCUCGCUUUACGACACACAUGAAGAAGGUGAAGUCCAAUACCAACAAUUCCCUUCCGAAUCAUCCAACGGCCGGAUUCUCUGCAUUAAAGGUCACGACAAACACGACGGUUCAUGGAACUACUAUGCACUAGCAUACCCCGAAUCCCUCCCCAAAAACGCCACCCUCGUCGGCGGCCGGACGUUUGUAUCGUACAACCACUACGAUUACGGCAACAUCUGGCACGGAUUAUCCGCCAUGGUUCCAUUCAUUGCGUGGCAUAUAAAAAACGGGUGCGCACUGCCCACUCGGUGGAUUUUAUACCAUUGGGGUGAGGUACGGACUGGGAUGAGCCCAUGGUUGAGUACGUUAAUGGAGGCCACGUUCGGCGGGCCGAUGAAUAUCGAGAAAUUCGACGACGGCGGUGACGAUCAGGCGACGGUGUGUUACGAGGAGGCGGUGGUGAUGAGGCAUAAUGAAGGAGGGAUGUCGAGAGAGAAGAGAAUGGGGGUUUAUGAUCUGGUUCGAUGUAAGGCGAGGAUGAUGUGCAACGUUGAGUUGGAUCGGAGCGACGGCGGCGAGAUUGGGUUGACGUUGCUGAUGAGAACAGGGCCGAGAUCGUUUCGGAAUGAGACGGCGGUGGUGGAGAUCUUCGAGAGGGAGUGUAAGAAGGUUGAAAGCUGCCGUCUAAGGGUGGCGUAUUCUAGCAAUCUCACCAUUUGUGACCAGGUGAAAUUGAUGGGUGCAACGGACAUAUUGGUUUCACCCCAUGGUGCACAACUGACCAACCUUUUCCUAAUGGAUAGAAAUAGUAGUGUCAUGGAGUUCUUCCCCAAAGGUUGGCUCAAGUUGGCCGGUGUCGGCCAACUUGUCUACCAAUGGAUGGCUAGUUGGUCUGGGAUGAGACAUCAGGGAACUUGGCGGGACCCAAACGGCGAUAACUGCCCUUACCCUGACGACGACCGUCGUUGUAUGUCCAUCUAUAAGCAUGGCCAGAUCGGAUACAAUGAAACUUAUUUUGCAUACUGGACUUCGAAGGUUCUUAACGAGGUCAAAAUGAGAAAAUUCGAAGAAGCCUCGAAGGGAAACAUAAUUCCUACCAGGUGCGCUUGUAGCUAAAAUGUAGAAUUCUAGGUACAUGAAGUCUAAGUUAUUCGAGGAUUCAAGCGUUGCGGCAAAAAAAUGCAUAUCAGUAGAUACAUGGGUCAAUUGUACCAAUUUUAAUUUCGUUGUACGUUUUUUUC